Messenger RNA from Tripterygium wilfordii, 1560 nucleotides. RefSeq lists its product as uncharacterized. Gene Ontology annotation, cellular component: cytoplasmic microtubule. NCBI's taxonomy places the organism in Eukaryota, Viridiplantae, Streptophyta, Magnoliopsida, Celastrales, Celastraceae. The transcript has 6 exons. The coding region runs from base 296 to 1276 and encodes 326 amino acids. Gene Ontology annotation, molecular function: microtubule binding. Gene Ontology annotation, biological process: microtubule cytoskeleton organization. The record is from RefSeq and is a predicted model, not a curated record.
UUACGAGACUCAGAAAUGGCAACGAUACCAAAUCGCCAGCGUCCAGGCGGUGAAUCACAUGUGUAAUAGAUCCCGUCGUUGCCGGCCCAGGUCGGAUACCAUCCCCAUACGGUGUCGUCUCCUUUGACUGUGAAGUCUCGCCAGUUAUAUCUCUCAAAAUUCCUUUACAAAAGUCUCACCAUUUUCAGAGUGAGAGUAUCACAGAGAGAGAGAGGGAGAGAGAGGACUGUAGAAGUAAAGCAUCACUUCUUUGGCCGUCACUGUUUGCUCUUUCUGUGAUUUAUUCUGAACAGUGAUGUCAGGGAAUGCUCUCAGAGAUCUUAACACAGUACCUGCAUCUGAGGUAAAGAAUGGAAUCUGCAGUAAAGGGAGUUUCACGAAACCGUGCAGUGGAAAUGCUAACAAAAACAUUGGAGAGCGGCAGGCUAAAAACUCUAUCCCUUUGGUUUCAACUCCUUCUAAUGGAGAUGUGAAUCCUGGUGUAGAGAUAGGUAACUCGGAAGUGGAAUACAUUGAAUCAGAGAACUUGAGUGAUGUAGAAGAUGUUAGCGCCAGUCUUAAGACAAUCCUUGCAGGACUUGAGUCUAAAGAAUGGGUUAUGGUUUGUGAAGCUCUGAAUAAUGUUCGCCGAUUGUCAAUAUUUCACAAGGAAGACAUGCUUGAGAUGCUAGGAGACAUUAGCCCUUUGAUAGUGAAGUCUCUGAAGAAUCCAAGAAGUGCUGUUUGUAAGACUGCAUGUAUGACAUCUGCAGAUAUCUUUAGUGCAUACAGUGAUCACCUAAUUGAUUUACUUGAUCCUCUGCUUGUACAGCUUCUUCUCAAGUCUUCUCAAGACAAAAGAUUUGUUUGCGAGGCAGCUGAGAGAGCUUUAAUAUCCAUGACCAGUUGCGUUUCCCCUAUAUUGCUGUUACCAAAAUUGCAACCGAACCUUAAGCAUAGGAAUCCACGAAUUCGAGCAAAGACAUCAAUGUGCUUUUGUCGAAGUGUUCCACGAUUGGGAGUUGAAGGUAUUAAAGCAUAUGGCAUCGAAAAAUUGAUCCAAGCAGCUGCGUCACAGCUCAGUGACAAGCUUCCAGAGUCCAGGGAGGCUGCACGAACUCUCCUCUUGGAGCUACAAGCUGUGUAUGAGAAAUGUCAUGACCUUACUCCUACAGCUGUUUCUGAAACUCCAGGCUCUUGGGAGCAUUUUUGCCAGUCAAAACUCUCUCCUUUAAGUGCACAAGCUGUGCUUCGGGUCACCAAUGUUGCUAGAGAGGGUCUUGUUUUGAGUUCCUGACGGGAAGCUAUACAAUGUGAGUUUUAGGAUAUUUCUUUAUUCUACCACAUAUAUGAGAGAGCUUUAGCAAGAAGUAGCUUGCAUUGUUUUGGUUUAUUAUUAUUAUUUUUGUAAAUACGGUGAGACUUUGAGGUGUUUGGAACAGCAGUCAAGCAUUUAGUUGUUUUUCUCCCUGAUAUUCAUCAGCAGAUAAUAGUCGACUGCAUAGCCACCAGUUUCCUCAUUCACAUGUAUGGUGCCUGUUACUUCAUAUUUUCUUGCUCUAGUCAUUGGUCGUUACUGCA